Orycteropus afer afer is the source of this 1878-nucleotide messenger RNA. Lineage: Eukaryota; Metazoa; Chordata; Mammalia; Tubulidentata; Orycteropodidae. The record is from RefSeq and is a predicted model, not a curated record.
GCGCGGCGCGGAGGGGCGCGGAGCCCGGCGGCUCGGGGCCCAGAGAGCGCCGCGGCCGGGUGCCGGCCGGCCCCUGACAGCCCUCCCUCUAGCAGGCCACGACGACGACGAGAGUGCCGGUCAUGGCGGAGCAGCGAACCCAGCGCGGACCCUGAGCAACACCGCAUGGAGCGGGACGAACGGCCGCCAAGCGGAGGGGGAGGCGGCGGGGGCUCGGCGGGGUUCCUGGAGCCGCCUGCCGCGCUCCCUCCGCCGCCGCGCAACGGAUUUUGUCAGGAUGAAUUGGCAGAGCUUGACCCAGGCACUAAUGAUCGGGCUGAACAACGAACCUGUCUCAUUUGUGGGGACCGCGCCACAGGCUUGCAUUAUGGGAUCAUCUCCUGUGAAGGCUGCAAAGGGUUUUUCAAGCGGAGCAUUUGCAACAAGCGGGUAUAUCGAUGCAGUCGUGACAAGAACUGUGUCAUGUCUCGGAAGCAGAGGAACAGGUGCCAGUACUGCCGCCUGCUCAAAUGCCUCCAGAUGGGAAUGAACCGGAAGGCAAUCAGAGAAGAUGGCAUGCCUGGAGGCCGAAACAAGAGCAUAGGACCAGUUCAGAUUUCAGAGGAAGAGAUCGAAAGGAUCAUGUCUGGGCAGGAAUUUGAGGAAGAGGCCAAUCACUGGAGCAACCAUGGUGAUAGUGACCACAGUUCCCCUGGGAACAGAGCUUCAGAGAGCAACCAGCCCUCACCAGGCUCCACACUGUCCUCCAGUAGGUCUGUGGAGCUAAAUGGAUUCAUGGCAUUCAGGGAGCAGUACAUGGGUAUGUCUGUGCCUCCACACUAUCAAUACAUACCACACCUUUUCAGCUAUUCUGGCCACUCGCCACUUCUGCCUCCACAAGCUCGCAGUUUGGAUCCCCAGUCAUACAGUCUGAUUCACCAGCUCUUGUCAGCCGAGGACCUGGAGCCAUUAGGCACACCUAUGUUGAUUGAAGAUGGAUAUGCGGUGACACAGGCAGAACUAUUUGCCCUACUUUGCCGCCUGGCCGAUGAGCUGCUCUUUAGGCAGAUUGCCUGGAUCAAGAAACUGCCUUUCUUCUGCGAGCUCUCAAUCAAGGAUUACACAUGCCUCCUGAGCUCCACAUGGCAAGAGUUAAUCCUGCUGUCCUCCCUCACUGUUUAUAGCAAGCAGAUCUUUGGAGAGCUGGCUGAUGUCACUGCCAAGUACUCACCCUCUGAUGAAGAACUACACAGAUUUAGUGACGAAGGGAUGGAGGUGAUUGAGCGACUCAUCUACCUAUAUCACAAGUUCCAUCAGCUAAAGGUCAGCAAUGAAGAAUAUGCUUGCAUGAAAGCAAUUAACUUCCUAAAUCAAGAUAUCAGGGGUCUGACCAGUGCCUCACAGCUGGAACAGUUGAACAAGCGAUAUUGGUACAUUUGCCAGGAUUUCACUGAAUAUAAAUAUACACAUCAGCCGAAUCGUUUUCCUGACCUCAUGAUGUGCUUGCCUGAGAUUCGAUACAUUGCAGGAAAGAUGGUGAAUGUGCCCCUGGAGCAGCUGCCCCUCCUCUUUAAGGUGGUACUGCAUUCCUGCAAGACAAGUGUGGGCAAGGAAUGACCUGUUCCAAGUGCCCCUCCUUAGGCCAACUACAGCGCCUUGGGUGGGCAGGACAGGCUUCAGAGGAAAGAGCCAGAGAGACCAAAAUGGAGGCUGUGGAGCAUCGUUUCCAGCUGCUUCCAUAGCAAGAAGAGUUUUUGUUUGUUUGUCUGUUUUUUAACCUCAUUUUUCUAUAUAUUUAUUUCACGACAGAGUUGAAUGUAUGGCCUUCAACAUGAUGCACAUGCUUUUGUGUGAAUGCAGCAGAUGCAUUUCCUUGCAGUUUACAGAAUGUGAAGAUGA